AUGCCCGAGCCCAUCAAACUACGCAUCGGCUACGUUCCCGAGCAUUUCUCUUCUCCCUUACUCCAGCUAGGUCGUUCAUCAUGGGGACUUGCUCACCUAGAACUCGUCUCACAACCCAGCGGCACAGGUCAAAUGCUCUCCUCCCUCUCAUCUGAUCAAGCCAUACAGCAAGAACAGAAAAUAGACGUGGCUGUUGCGCUUACCGAAAGUCUCAUUGCUGCACUUGCCAAAGGAAGAGAGGAUUUCAAACUUGUGGGGAGUUACGUCAAGAGCAGCUUGAACUGGUGAGUCUGGCGCUCCAGAGCGGGUUGCAGCGAGGCAGUAGAGAGCGCGGAAAGUAGGGAUGGGAGCUGUCAUUCUGAUUGCUGGGUGCUGUGCUCGCUGCAUGGAGCGCACGCAAAGUUGAGAGCGAAUCAUCACUCCGACUCAUUACAGGGCUGUCAUUACGGGUACAUCGCCACAUGCCGAGCGAUACCAGAGCAUUGAGGAUCUCAAGGGAGAGAAGAUUGGCAUCAGCAGAGUGGGCAGCGGUAGCAUGGUCAUGGCCAGCGUCAUGGCCCUGCUGCAGUGAGUGAUGCUGAGCUCUCCCACACGACAGCGAAUCUAGCCACUAAUCAGCACCACCCCUUUCAUCCUGCACCACUCGCAGAGGAUGGACAGACGAGAAUGGCAAAGCGUCAGAGGUGCAGUUCAAAGGUAAGAGUGAAGCUAGAAGAAGGAAUUUGGGCUUGUAUGCUGUCGAAAUACAGGGCAGCUGCUGAAUUGUCACGAUAUCACGCGCAACUUCUGCCCUUGGUGCAGUGCAAGAUACGUUCGAAAACUUGCGCAGAGGCGUCAACUUCCCCCCCAAGCAAACUUCAGGUCCAUCGGAGUCAUCGCAGUCAGUCUCUUGUCCUCGAUGCGCAUGCCAAAAGCAAGCCUAGCAGAGCGCCAGAGAUGUGAAUCUCCUCACACUUGCAUCGUCUUCUUCGCCUACAGCGCACCUGUCUCCACCGCAAGUGGACAAAUCAGUGCCAAAGAUUUCGCAGAUUCUGCCGAAUCGUACGUGUCCAAAUACUCGGACGGCCCUUCUCAGCCUUCGCUAGGAGCACACGUCUUCUCGGAAGGAUGGAAGUAUAGUGCUGCGCCUGUUCCUCUACUUGAACGCUCUUUCGAUCUGCUUGCCGAUCCAGCUAGCCAGAAUGAGGGGGCUCGCAGGACGGUGUUGCGCGUGCAGCAGGUCAUUGCUAGGAGCUCUACUUGGGGCACACCGGUUCUUUAUUUCAGAGCGAGCACAGCGGGUAAGCUCAUCUCUUAUUCGGUCGAAUUGACGCUCGCUUUCUGACAUGUAUUGCACCGCUUUCUUGAUGUCGCGCGACCACAGAAGGAACAUUGUUGACUCUAUCGGAAAUCGAGAGCUCCUCUUUGCUCAUUCGAAAUACUGGCGAGAAGAGCAAUACCACUCUGCCAAUCCACACCACUUCCGCACCGACAGACUUGGACGCAGAUGCUGGGACUGCACCUUCAGAGUGGGCGUCGCUGUCGCUAGGCAACCAUCCAGUGACGGACGAAACAUGGAUCAUGCUUCAUCCUUGUCAAACAGCUCCUUGGAUCUCCCUUUUGCGAUCCAACGACUCCUCGUCACAACGUUCCAGCAGCUCGAGCGGCGUGCAGUACAUCGAAGCCUUUAUGAACCUAUGCGCUUCGGCCGUGCAGAUGAGGUCUGAUCAGAGCAGACCUGGUACUGAGCGGGGCCCAUCGCAUCGUUCUGGGCAUGGCCAAUCGGCGGAGAAACCGGAAACGGCUGCUUUCAUGUGGGAAUGGUUCACCACGAAACCUUUCGUGGACUCUGGAGAGGUGAGUGAGAGCGCCGCUGGAAGUCAGGAUGAAGAGAGAUGGGUGCACGGAGGCUACUGACAGGCACGACUCUGCUGAUACUGCAUACUGCGCACUUGAUGCUACAGGUGCGCUUCAUCGGAAACGUACCGACUCCCUGGCCCAGCUGGAGCAUAGCCGCAUCCGUACCCACCGUUCUCUCCAACGCUUCAUCGUCUCCCUCCUCCGACUCUUCAACAAGUCGCACCAAGCUGCACAUCCUCAGCGACUUUCUCCAUCGUCUACAAGCUCAGAUCAUUCAAUUCACGUCGGACGAAGACGAAGCAUUGCGAUUCGUGCAGAACGAAAUGGGCUACGAAGCAUCGGAUGUGAAGUUGUGGUACGAGCGUGUACGCUGGGUAGGAGAUUCGCGUUCUUCGCUCGAAGAACAACAUUCUGUUCCUUCGUCCAGCGUUGCUGCAAGCCAGACGCACAAGGAGGAUGUGAAGACGAAGACGAAGCAGACGGGACAAGAUACGUCUACCAGCACAGUCUCCAAAGAGACGCUCUUGAGCACCCUACAAACCCUCCUUCGAGCCGGCGCUAUCCCGGCGCCCAGCUGCUCAGACGCAGACAAUACGAACGACGCAGCCGCGUGGAAUGUCAAAAGCUUCGUCUGGGCUUUACCCAGCCAGGAUGUCCAGUCUGGGUUGGUCGAUUGA
Molecule: messenger RNA, 2516 nt
Organism: Ceraceosorus bombacis
Lineage: Eukaryota; Fungi; Basidiomycota; Exobasidiomycetes; Ceraceosorales; Ceraceosoraceae
Source: the annotation of a GenBank genome assembly